AAAUGGAUUGUUAUUAAAAUUGUCAAUUUACUCGUACAUAAUAACCUAAACUCGCAACGAGUUGAUGUAUCAAAGAAUAUGGCAAUCCAAACGGAAAUCAUUCUCUUCCUUCAAGACAUUCAAAGUUUCACGCCGCUCAGAAGCAUGAGACUGCCACGAACGCUUCGACCAAACCGACCUGCAGCACAUUGGCUAGUGGUGGCCAUGAUCAUGGUUCCCUGUGCAUCAAUGCCGACGAUACCCAUUGAACGAGGCUCUCCGCGUAUCUUCAGCAGCCUGCAGGUGAAAGAAUCUUCCGACGGUCUGGCAGCCUACCCUGCAAACUUCCCACUCACACUCGACUGCUUUGCAAUAGGAAGAACUUUGUUGUGGUACGAGAACGGCCAGGUGCUGGAUGAUGUCUCAGUGGAGGAGUUGUUGGGAGGCUACAAGUUGUCAUCGCUGCACAUCGACAACCUCAGCCCAACUGACGACCUCCGCAGGUUCACGUGUUCCGUCGGAUCUCCGGACGACCCAAGUGUCUCGAGCUCCGUCGUUUUGCAUGUUAUCG
Messenger RNA from Hyalella azteca, 550 nucleotides. RefSeq lists its product as uncharacterized. NCBI's taxonomy places the organism in Eukaryota, Metazoa, Arthropoda, Malacostraca, Amphipoda, Hyalellidae. The annotation marks the transcript as partial. The transcript has 3 exons. The record is from RefSeq and is a predicted model, not a curated record.